AUGAAUCUUCUGUCGUGUUUAGGACGUCAAAAUGCUGAUGAGGGUGACCCACCUGACACUCCUAAUAUUGAUAAAUUAAAAACGUUUAUUACUCGUUUUCAAGCAGAUCCUAAUGCGGAAACAUCAUUUAUUAAACGACCUGAUUCAACUCAACUUUGUGAAUGGACAAAAAAAGUUUGUGAAUAUUUACCAAGUUCAACUGAUGCUAAUACUGCUACUGGUGAUGAUAUCCGUCCGAUGAAACAACAUUUUGGUAUGAUUCAACAGUUUUAUACUAGUGUACAACAAGCAGGAUUUACACAAAUACCAGCUACUGUACAGACAUUCUUACAAAGUAUACAAAUAUAUGAAGCCGUAUCUGGUUUAGCUUGUGUUAUAUUUGCUGAACAUCCUGAAAUACUUAAAGUUAUUGAAAAUCAAUUAAAUGAAGCAAGAGAAGCUCUUACAGAACAUGGUGGUAUGGGUAUUAUUGGUCUAUUAUGUUGUGGAGCAAAUAUGCUAGCUACAAGGUUUAAUGCAAUACUUCGUGUUAUCGAUGAAAAAUUAGGUGAACUUGGUAUUGGUCGUGUUUUAGAUUUUCUCGGGCAAAUAAUUGAUGUUUUUUGUAAAUUCUUUCGUAUUGAUAUGGCAAAUAUUAUGGAUUUACAAAGUAUUGCUGAAACUGUUCGAUCUCUUAUCGAUCAAGUUGGUCAACAAUUAAGUUCACUGUUUGGUAAACUAGCACUUACAGGUGAUAAACGUACAACAAAUGAUCGAUUUGCUCCAUUGGAAAUGACAUCGAAAAUACAUCGAAAAAUUUCGAAAUUUGGUACAAAAGCACCAGUCGUAGAAAAAGCAUUAACAUCAUUUCAACAUUUUUAUCAAGCAGCUAAUAAAGUCGACGAUAAUUUAAUUCAAAAACAUGGUUCAGAAGUUGCUCUUCAAGCCGAUGCUGCUGCUGCUGUCGAUCCAACAGGCGAACCUUUAUUAGCAAGUAAUAAUCCUGAUAAUAUUGAUUUAUCUCGUUCGGAUGCCGUACAAGUAUCUGCAACAAAUACAGUGAAAGAAAUUGGUGCUAUUGGACAUAUGAUGCAAAAUAUUGAAUUAGUAUUAACAUAUGGUAUACUUGCAUUAAAAAAUGAAGAUGAAGUUUUACAACCAUUAUCAAAUCAUAUUGAUGAAUGUACACAAAUUCUUGAGAAAUUUUCUGCAUUACAUCCAUUAUAUAAAGUUAUAUGUGGCAGUAAUUAUUUAAGUAAAUUACGUGUUUAUAUAAGUAAAAUUGUUGAUUUAUUAAAAAAUUCAAAUUUAAAAUUAAAUUCACCCGAAGAAUUUAUUAAAGAAAUUAAAGAUCGUUAUCCAGAAUUAUUACGUUUAUUAGCAGAUGAUAUAAUACAAGAUAAAAUAAAAAAACAUCUUGGCGAUAAAUUACCUGAGGGAGUUGAAAAUGUUUUAAAUGAUGCUGCAAAAAAUAUUUUUGGGAAAUUUAGCUCAAAAUUUUAA
Adineta steineri is the source of this 1482-nucleotide messenger RNA. The record is from the annotation of a GenBank genome assembly. NCBI's taxonomy places the organism in Eukaryota, Metazoa, Rotifera, Eurotatoria, Adinetida, Adinetidae.